Quercus lobata is the source of this 1707-nucleotide messenger RNA. RefSeq names its product probable aldo-keto reductase 1. The record is from RefSeq and is a predicted model, not a curated record. Gene Ontology annotation, cellular component: cytoplasm. Lineage: Eukaryota; Viridiplantae; Streptophyta; Magnoliopsida; Fagales; Fagaceae. The transcript is spliced from 8 exons. The coding region runs from base 437 to 1582 and encodes 381 amino acids.
GAUGCUUAAACUUCAGUAUUUAAACAUUUCUCACGGACAUCGUAUUUUUAAAAAUCUCUUAUUAGACGGCUCCUUUUGCCCUCUCAUUACUCUCAGCUUCAGUACAAUGGCAUGGUGGUGAACGACUCUAUUUUGAUGUGAUUCACCUGGUUUUCUUGAAGAAGGGAGAGCUGCAAUGGAGGUUUUGAUUGAAAAGAAGGAAGGCAUUGAAGAUAAAAAUGAACGGUGCAAACAAAUGGGGUUGAGAUUGAAACAUUUGCGGCUUUGAUUGAAGAAACCACCUUGAGAGCAGUUCAAGCUCUGAUAUUUUUUUGACAUCUGAGAUGACAGGGCACGAGGAAGAGGAACAGAGUCACAGUAGCACUGAGUCAUCUUCACCACCUUCAUUGGGUUGGCCUAUUCAGAAAGCUGAAGGUACCAGACUGCACUAGUUCUAAUGGUAAUGAAGAUGAAAGAGAAACCCCACUUGGAUGGUGGUAGGAAUUUAGAGAAACAAGGUUCAGAAAUAUCAGUUCUUCUCAGAGCCAUGUCUCACGCUGAAAUUCAGAUUCCAAGAGUCAAACUUGGAAACCGGGGUUUAGAGGUUUCAAAGUUGGGAUUUGGGUGUGCUGGGCUAACUGGGGCAUAUAGUGAUCCCCUGUCUGAUGAAGAAGGAAUUUCAGUCAUAAAGCAUGCUUUCAGUAAGGGAAUCACUUUCUUUGACACAGCAGAUAUUUAUGGAGCCAAUGCUAAUGAAAUCAUGAUUGGAAAGGCUUUGAGGCAGUUGCCUAGGGAUAAAAUCCAGCUUGCCACCAAAUUUGGUCUUCUUAAAAUGGAAGCUGAUGGUAUGGAAGUUUGUGGCCGCCCAGAAUAUGUAAGGAGGUGUUGUGAGGCUAGUCUUAAACGACUUGGCGUGGACUACGUUGAUCUUUAUUAUCAGCAUCGGAUUGACAAGUUGGUUCCAAUUGAGGACACUAUGGAAGAGCUUAAGAAGUUGGUUGAAGAGGGGAAGAUAAAGUAUAUUGGGUUAUCUGAAGCUAGCCCAGAUACAAUUCGGAGGGCUCAUGCAGUUCACCCCAUUACCGCAUUACAGAUGGAGUGGUCUUUGUGGACUCGUGAUAUCGAAGAAGAGAUAGUCCCCCUUUGCAGGGAACUUGGAAUCGGGAUAGUGGCUUACGGCCCUCUUGGCCGUGGUUUUUUUGCAGGGAGGGCAGCUAUUGAGAGUGUGCCAGCAGUGGGUUUAAUGUCUACACAUCCAAGGUUCACGGGGGAAAAUCUAGACAAGAACAAAGUACUAUAUGAGCGAGUUGUGAAGUUGGCUUCUAAGUUUGGCUGCACCUCCGCUCAACUGACUCUCUCGUGGCUUCUCCACCAAGGUGAUGACGUGAUCCCAAUCCCUGGGACAACCAAGGUUAAGCAUGUAGAUGAUAAUGUUGGCUCCUUGAAAGUGAAGCUCACUGCAGAGGACUUGAAAGAGAUUACAGAUGCUGUGGCCAUCAAUGAGGUGGCUGGAGCUAGAAUCCAUGCAGGGAUAGAAUUGUCCUCUUGGAGGUUUGUAAACACACCUUCAAAGAGUGACAAUGCAUCAGAACAAGACUCAUGAUUUAAUCAGUUAGGCUUCUAAAUUACUAAUAAUAAUUCUUGACUUUUGCUUUAUUUGGUUGAGCUUGACUGGCAUAAUGUUCUUAUAAUUAUAAAACUACUUCGAGGAAGGAGAUUAAUGGUGUG